This is a messenger RNA of Populus trichocarpa (black cottonwood), 747 nucleotides long. RefSeq names its product ubiquitin-conjugating enzyme E2 11. Lineage: Eukaryota; Viridiplantae; Streptophyta; Magnoliopsida; Malpighiales; Salicaceae. The transcript has a single exon. Gene Ontology annotation, molecular function: ubiquitin conjugating enzyme activity. The record is from RefSeq and is a predicted model, not a curated record. Bases 31 to 486 code for a protein of 151 amino acids. Gene Ontology annotation, cellular component: nucleus. Gene Ontology annotation, biological process: protein polyubiquitination.
UGCCUACUAAUUAAUUAAUCAAUAGAUUCAAUGUCGAGGAUCAGGGAGAACAGGAUGAGGAAGGAGUUGAGUGAAAUUGCAAGGGACAAUUCAUCUGAAUAUUUCAGUGCAGGUAUUGCCACCGGAAACACGUACGAUUGGGAGGCCACGGUUCAUGGGCCACCGCUCACCCCAUAUGCUGGCGGUGUGUUUCGGUUGGGUGUCAGUUUUCCGCAAGAAUAUCCAUUUAAGCCACCGAAGCUAACCUUCUUAACCAAGAUUUACCACCCAAACAUCAACGACAAGGGUAGCAUCUGUGUAGACAUAUUGAAAAACAACUGGACUGCAGCCAACACAAUGACUGCUGUAUUCAACAGCAUAUUGCUUCUACUGGCAUCCCCGAACCCAGAUGAUCCUUUGGUGCCUGGUAUUGGUAAGCAGUACAUCAAUGAUAGACUCGAGUUCGAGCAGGUAGCUAGCAUGUGGACUGUCAAAUAUGCAGCUUAAGGAUCAGCGCCAAGAAUUACAAGUUAUGGACAAGCACAUCCUAUUCGUAUUAAUAUACUAUAUAUACGAAAAUAAGAAUUGUAAUUUAAUUUAUAAUUAUUUUGAUUGCCUGGGCCAGCAGGAUAAGUGAUUGCGUAGGUGUCGUUGUUAUUUUUAUUAUUCCUUCGAGCAUUAUAAUUUUUUUAAUUAAGAAUAAAAGGAUGGUAUUAAUUUAUGGUUAAUGAAAUAAUUUAAAAAAUAUACAAACUAAAAGAAAAAAGA